UUUUCAUCCAUGAUGUCAAUUGAUGUCAAUCGUAAAAAAUAUUAAUUUAUUUUGAACUGCACUUGAUAUGAUUACGUAUGUGAAUUAAAUAAAUAUUGUACGAAAUACACCAAAAUGGAUGUCGAGAUAAUGGUAGAGGCGCUACCCCUGCUUGGGGUAUGCAAUUUGUGUUUGAACGAAGACACCGUGAAGAGUAUGAUUGUGUCUCAAAAACAUAAUGGAACUCAGGAAUUGUACUCCGAAAUGUUGCUAAAAUGCUUCUCUAUAGACCUGGCAUUACUGGAUCUCGGAGAUACAAAACGGCUGAUAUGUGACAGUUGCAUCGUCAAGCUGCGGGAUGCUGUGUCCUUCAGGGAACAGGUGGAGGCGUCUUUGAAGGUUCUUGUGCAGAACGUCAAGUCAAGUGUUUCAGAAGAGACAAAGUCUGCAGUGAAAGACAUCAAGAGCGAGGACUCAACAAAUGAAGACGCCUUUUGCAACGAUUUUGACGAUUUCUGCGACGACGAGGACAAUAUAACUCUAAACGAGUUCAAAAUAAAAGACAAAUUCAUGUUCUACGACGACAAGGGCGUGAAAGAUGAGAAACCGGAAAAGAAAGAUGUCACAGACGAAAAACCAGUGCGAAAGAAGAAAACUGUUUCAACUAAACGCAAGCUCCUAAAAUACACUAAAACUAACGACACCAGUGAAACGGAAGCGUUACUUCAGGCUGGACUAUUUCCAUUUAGAAUGCGCAAAAACCAUGCGUUUUCGUGCAUGCUGUGUACAGUAAAAUCGACAAGCUUGGAUGAAAUAAAAAAACACGUAAGCGUCCACAGCAAAAAUAACAUACAACUAGCAUUCAAAAAGAUGGUCUAUUCGAACUCACAGCGAUUCUAUCCCACCACAAAUUUGUUUCGGUGCAAAAUCUGUACAACUGAUAUCGCGGAUUUCAACGAACUAAAAGUGCACGUGGAAAACUGUAACCAACUAAAGUAUAAUAAGAAUUGGAGUAAUCUGCCUUUUAAACUGGAAAAAGACCAGUUGGAUUGUCCUAUUUGCAAGAAAACUUUCUUAAACUAUGUGAGUCUAAACACUCAUAUGAACGUGCACUAUCCUAAUUACAUCUGCGAGAGUUGUGGCAAGGCGUUUGCUUCUAAAGCGAGGUUACGAGGCCAUAUGAGGACACACGAAGUGGGCAGUUUCCCAUGCAGGCAUUGCAACGCUGUCUUCGAUAGGGUUACUAAACGGGAGAAUCACGUGUCGAAAGAACACAAAUCUGGCGUGAGAUACGCUUGCAAACGCUGUAAUAUUUCCCUAUCAUCUUUCUAUGCAAGACAGAAACAUCUAGCCGAAGUACAUAACGAAGAAUUGAAGAGAUACAAAUGCAAAGUGUGCCCACAAAGUUAUAUUACUCCGGGGCAUUUGUCAAGCCAUGUUCGGAGAGAUCAUUUGAACGAGCGGAACCACAAAUGUGAUAAAUGUGAUUUGGCAUUUUACACGAAGAACGCUUUGAAAAUGCACAUGAUCAAACACGACGGAGAAAGGAUUCAUACUUGUCAUAUAUGUCACAAGUCGUAUCAAAGGAAGAAAACUCUUCGGGAACAUCAGAGAAUACACGAUAAUGAUAAACGGUUUGUAUGUCCGGUGUGUGGGAGAGCGUUCACUCAAAAAUGCACCUUGAAAGGACAUCUUAAGGUUCACGAGAGAAAGGUGGAUGUGGAGGAUAGAAUAAUUCAACGUUUGAUAUAGCGGAGUAGGUUUAAGAGGUAUGUGGAAUGUCAAAAUCGCAAAAUGUGAUUAUUACCAGAGUAAAUACAAAUGAGUAGGUCAUCUUCAUAGAAACGCACGGGCGCUGUUUGUA
Ostrinia furnacalis (Asian corn borer) is the source of this 1843-nucleotide messenger RNA. RefSeq names its product zinc finger protein 420. Gene Ontology annotation, cellular component: nucleus. Lineage: Eukaryota; Metazoa; Arthropoda; Insecta; Lepidoptera; Crambidae. The record is from RefSeq and is a predicted model, not a curated record. Gene Ontology annotation, biological process: regulation of transcription by RNA polymerase II. The transcript has 4 exons. Gene Ontology annotation, molecular function: DNA-binding transcription factor activity, RNA polymerase II-specific; RNA polymerase II transcription regulatory region sequence-specific DNA binding; zinc ion binding. Bases 115 to 1731 code for a protein of 538 amino acids.